AAAGGAAAAUGUUUACGGGGGGAGAGAGAGAGAUGGUAAGGGUAAGGGCACUUUAUCACCUUUUUUAUGUUGCACGCAUCCAUGGCAGAACAGAGAAGGGUACAGAGUACUGCUACGACACAAGAGGGUAGAAGAGAAGUGAAGAGAAGAACAAAGGAGGGUUAGAGAGGGAUAGAAAGAAAGAAAGAAAGGAAACAAAUAGAGAGGAAAUGGAACUGGCGGAGAAGGAUUGAGAAAUAACUUAGAAGAUAGAGAAGAAGAAGAAGAAUAAGAAGAGGAGAACAGCGGUUUGUGUCUGGUGAAAUGGGUUUCUUCGGGUGCAUGCAUCUAACAAGUGGAGGUGGGGUUGAAGUCCGACUGAACAGCGAUCUCAGGCCUUCCAAAUAUGUUGAUAUUUUCUGUUAAUGGCUGACAAAUUUGUUUCGACAACCUACUCGUGUAGCUGUCUUUGAAUAUUAUCUGAAAGCCCAUUCUGCCGUGCUCUUCUGUUCUGUUCUUCCUUUGUAUGCAUCUGGGUCUUCUUUUAGUUUUUCUGGAGACUUUUGGUUUCUAGGUAUUUUUGAUUUUUAGAUGAGGGGAAUGCCCUUUAAUUUGCAGGGGAAGGGGGUGUUGGAAGUUGCAGAGAUUUCUUCGAUAUCAGGAGCGAAGUGGAAGAAGGAAGCUACCUGUUUGGGCAACGAGCCUACCUCGGUUCUGGAUACGAGAAGAAGCCCAAGCCCCCCUACAUCUACCUCAACCCUGUCUUCUUCCUUGGGCGGAGGCUGCGGCUCAACCGACACAGCCGGCGUGGCGGCGGUUUCCGACAACCCUCCACAGAAAUGGCCGCCUACCCAGCAGCAAGAGGACAGCUCGGCUGCAGUAGCUGAGUCCGGCAGCUGCGUUGGGGGUGGUGUUGGUGGUUCCCGGAAGGACGAAUGGACUUCGGAGCUYCAGCCGAUUCCGACUGCGCUAGAGAUUGUUAGCGGCGGUGCUACCGGAGCGGAAAAAUGUGGACUCGGAAUGGAAGAUUGGGAGAGCGUGUUGUCCGAAUCUGCGGCCUCGCCAAGCCAAGAACAGUCUCUCCUCCGAUGGAUCAUGGGCGAUGUGGACGACCCAACUUCGGGUUUGAAGCACUUAUUGCAGGGUGGGGGUUCUUCAGAGUUCGAAGGCAAUGCCGGGGGAUUUGGGAUCGUCGACCAAGGCUUUGGGUUCGAAUCUAUUGGGGCAGGCGCUUCUUUGAGCGGUAACGUCAUGGGUACCAUUAAUCCUUCUCUGGCAUUUCCUGGUUCUGUUUUUCCGCCAAACAACAAUAGCAAUAGCAACAGCAACAAUCAAAAUGGAAGGGUUGGUUCAGUGACUUCAGUCCCAAAUGCAUCUCCUCUUCCUAAUUACAAGGUUCCUUGUUUUGCGUCGAAUAACAACGGUACCCCUCCCAACCCCAUUUUCCCUCCUUCAGCUAACAAUCUUCCUCUCCCUAUUUCUUUUCCUCCUGGCGUGUUUUAUCCGCAGCAGCAACAUCAACAACCACCGCAGCUUGAACCUGCUGAUGAAAAGCCUCAGCUUUUCAAUCCGCAACUGCUGAUGAAUCAGCAACAAGCCCAUCAUCCUCAGAAUCCGCCUUUCCUUGUGCCGUUGUCGUAUGCCCAGCAGGAGCAGCACCUCCUCCUCCCUCCCCAACCGAAGCGCCCCCACUCGGCCAUCGACCCAAGCUGCCAGAUCCCCCCCAAGGUUCCAUUUGCCGAUUCGGGUCAAGAACUUUUCCUGCGAAGGCAACAGCUGCAACAGCAGCAGCAACAACAAGAACAACAAGGUUUCCCUCAGCUCCAGUUACUUCCUCCUCAUCUUCAACAAAGGCCGACGACGAUGGCGACAAAGCCGAAGGUGGUGGGUACAGGCGAUGAAGUGGCCCAUCAGCAGCAGCAGGCAUUGGUCGACCAGCUCUUCAAGGCCGCCGAGCUGGUCGAGGCCGGGAACUCGGUACACGCGCGAGGGAUAUUGGCGCGGCUCAAUCACCAGCUCUCCCCAGUAGGAAAGCCCCUCCAAAGGGCUGCUUUCUACUUCAAGGAGGCCCUGCAACUGCUCCUCCUUACCAGCAACAACACGGCCACCUCUCCUUCCCCGAGGAACUCUACCCACUUCGAUGUUGUUCUCAAGAUUGGCGCCUACAAGGCCUUCUCCGAGAUAUCUCCUCUCCUGCAAUUUGCGAAUUUCACUUGCAACCAGGCUCUUCUUGAAGCACUUGAUCGCUCUGAUCGAAUCCACAUAAUUGACUUUGAUAUUGGAAUUGGUGGACAAUGGGCUUCCUUCAUGCAGGAGCUUGCAUCCAAGCCUGGUGGUGCCCCUUCUUUGAAGAUUACCGCCUUCACAUCCCCUACUUCCCACGACCAACUAGAGCUUCGUCUCACUAGGGAGAACCUGACCCAUUUCGCUAACGAUCUCGGCAUCGCAUUCGAUCUUGACAUCGUGAACCUUGAUUCAUUUGACCCAGCUUCCUGGUCACUGGCACCUCUUCAUGUGUCGGACAGCGAGGCAGUUGCAGUGAACCUUCCCGUCGGGUCCUCCGUGACUCAACUAUCCUCUGUCCCCUCCCUCCUACGCUUUGUGAAACAACUCUCCCCAAAAAUUGUGGUCUCUGUUGACCGAGGAUGCGACCGCAGUGACCUCCCCUUCUCACACCACUUCCUCUAUUCCCUUCAGUCAUUCUCAAUUUUGCUGGAUUCUCUUGAUGCUGUAAACGUUAACUCAGAUGCCGUCCACAAGAUCGAGAAGUUCUUAUUCCAGCCAAGAAUUGAGGGCAUUGUACUGGGGCGACAACGUGCCCCUGAAAAGAUGCUACCUUGGAGGAACGUAUUCGCUUCAGCUGGGUUCUCGCCCGUGCCGUUCACUAAUUUCACUGAGACUCAGGCUGAAUGCCUGGUGAAGAGGCUUCAUGUUAGGGGAUUCCACGUGGAAAAACGCCAGGCUUCUCUCAUUCUCUGCUGGCAGCGUGGGGAACUGGUCUCGGCAUCAGCUUGGAGGUGCUGAGGAGCGACAUUUUUUACAGGCAGGAAGGUCGGUUUUACCAAAUUCGUUUUCGUUAUCAAGGUGCCACGAACCUAUUAUUCUACUCUUUAAUCUUAAUAAAUCUUCAAUUACGAGGGUGGCGCCUGUUCUCUGAUAUCCUUCCUGCGUAAUUAUCGUCUUCUCAUUGUCUCUGUGGUCUUAGACAGAUUAUUUCUGAGUAAAGCAAAACAUUGAGAAACUGCAACUUCUAGUACAGUUUUUAUUUUUUCUUUCUUUCAGUCUCUAUUUUGGACAUGGGUAUUGCCGCUAAGGUGUUUUAAUGUUUAUGGUGAGAACUGAGAAGUAGUUCUUUUAACAUGGUGGUGGUUUGUUGUACACUUGACAACAAGGCAAAAACAGAAAUGGAAAUGGAUGGAAGAAUUGACCCCCCCCCAACAUGUUUGUUUAGCUUAUUUAUUUUGGGUGAUAAAUGUGCCAAGUUCUUUUGUUUUUAUCAGUUCUUCUUAGUUUUCUGUUAA
This is a messenger RNA of Nelumbo nucifera (sacred lotus), 3500 nucleotides long. Its product is annotated as scarecrow-like protein 6. NCBI's taxonomy places the organism in Eukaryota, Viridiplantae, Streptophyta, Magnoliopsida, Proteales, Nelumbonaceae. The record is from RefSeq and is a predicted model, not a curated record.